UAGCCUCGGUCAAGUUCCAGCUGCUUUAUAGAAAUUUUCAGAGACAGUUUAUGAAAAAAUAAAAUUGGCAUAAAUUACAAAAUUUUCCUAAUCUCGAUCCCAUGUAUUAUUUAAGCUCAGCAUUUUUAUAAUUUUAAACUAGAAAAUGAAUACUUUUUGGAUCUCUAACACAUCCCCAAAAUUUUCACCUAUAAGCCAGGUUAUGACCAACAGUGGCUUUGAUAUAGCCAUGACAACUCCAAGGAGCUGUCAGAGUAUUGAGUUGCAUGACUCAAGAAGAGAACUCCCACUCCCAAAUGCCACUGAAGAGCUGUUCAUUAACUCAAUGACUCAGGUGCCAGCUAUAGCUCCUUUCCAGGAGAUAUUGGGCUUCUCUGACGUAUCUUUGGCAGAACUUCAGGACAAAUUUUGCUUAUGAGAGCAAAAAGAUACCCAAUCAAGCCCUCAAAAUUUAGGAGAAAAUCCUACCAAUUCUUUCUUCCAACACAAAGAGAAGGAAGAUCUUGCUAGCCCUUCUUCCAUUGCACAGGAAGAGCCUAGUGUCUCUGAGAGCAGCUCUUCUGCAAUGAAGAGCAACCAGAAGAGUCCCAAGAGGACUUCUAGACGCUCCAGGCAUGAAGAAACUGAAAGAUCGAAAGCUAAGAAAAACUUGAUGUUCAAACUUGGCAACUUUAACGAAAGAGUCGAAGCUCUCUCCCAAGUUGUCCAAGCCAUCACCUCUAAUACUGUACUUGUCUCUGCUAAGAAGAAGGCUCAAUCCAGGAGAGGACCGAUUAGUAACAAAAGAUCCGAGUACAUUGGUGUCUCAAGAAACGGCCCACAUUGGCAAUCUUUGAUUACUAUUAAAAAGAGAAAAACUUAUAUCGGAAGCUAUAGGGAUGAAAGAGAUGCUGCUCUUGCAUUUGAUUUCUAUUCCCUCCUCCUCCACUCCCUGAGUGCAAAGACAAACUUUGAUUACACAAAGGAGGAUAUCUCCAUAAUGAUCUCUAAUUUUAAGGGCAAUGAUGGAAGAAUGAGACCUGACCAGCUACCUCCUCUUCAGCACUCAAAUCCCCAAUAACUAACUAAAUUUGAAUUCUUCAUAAUUUUAAUUU
This is a messenger RNA of Moneuplotes crassus, 1094 nucleotides long. The record is from the annotation of a GenBank genome assembly. Lineage: Eukaryota; Ciliophora; Spirotrichea; Euplotida; Euplotidae.